AUGACUUCAAACCCCGACGAGGCCUCCUCGAGGCCAAGUGUAGAUGGGGAGGUCGGAGAAGGGCAGCAGCGGCUAUCCGACUUCGACACGGCAACCUCCCGCACACCGACUUCCAACCGCGGGUCGCCGUUAGAACCCGGUGGCGGCGCCGCCGAGAGAGUUUAUCCCAUCCGAUCGAUCAUCUCCGUCGACACCUCGUCCAACAGACAACACCCGCGAGACGUGACAUCGCCUACGAGGGGACCUGCGACAGGAGCCAGGCAGCUGUCCAUCAUUGAUGCCCAGACCUGGGGCGAGUUGCAAACCCAGCGGAAUCCGACAACCGAGGCCCCUCUUCCCGACAAUGACACCCCAGUGCCUUCCAGCGACUUCCCGGAAAUCCCUGCUUCGUCCUUGGGAGGUGAACAACAACUACCGGCAAGCCACGACGUCGACGAUGCCAGUAGGAGGUCUUCCAGUCAGAACAUGGACUCAAGGGAUGACCACGAGAGCUUGAUCACCCAACGAUUCAAACACAUCUUCACGGAACAAGGUCAUGCGAUCAUCACAGGGAGAACUCGCAGCGGCUUCAUGGCCUGCGAAGAUGAGCCGAUUCAUACCCCCGGUGCGAUACAGAGUUUCGGUGCCAUGGUCGCGCUGCGUGAGGAAUCCGACGGCAUUCUGGCAGUUCGCGUCGCCAGUGAAAACACCAAGCAUAUACUCGGUUAUUCGCCAAGGAGACUCUUCGCACUCGAGAGUUUCACCGACAUCAUGCUGGAAGACCAGGCCGAUGUUUUGCUGGACCAUAUUGACUUCGUUAGGGAGGAUACCUACGACCCUUGCGCGGACGGACCGGAGGUGUUUAUAUUGUCUCUUUUUGGACCUGUAGGCCGACCGAUCCGGCUCUGGUGCGCCAUUCACGUCAAUCCCGCCAAUGAAAACUUGAUUAUCUGCGAGUUCGAGCUAGAAGACGACAGAGUUAACCCCCCGAACCCUGCAGAACAGUCGAUGACCACAACGCCAACGGAUACCCUUGGUGCUAAUUUCACGCCCGAGCAAUUGGCUUCUAGCACAAUGAACGUUAGCCAACCCCUUCGGGUACUUCGGAAAGCGCGCGGUCGUCGCGGUGAAGCAGCGGCCAUGGAAGUCUUCGGCAUUAUAAGCCAGAUUCAGGACCAGCUCGGUCGUCCCGAGACUUUGGAUGCGCUCCUCAACACGACCGUCGGAAUCGUCAAAGAACUGACCGGAUUUCAUCGGGUCAUGAUAUAUCAGUUUGACGUCGACUGGAAUGGCAUAGUGGUGGCCGAAUUGGUAGACCCUAGCACCAGCAGAGAUCUAUACAAAGGACUCCACUUUCCCGCCACGGAUAUCCCUAAGCAAGCUCGCGACCUCUACCGGAUCAACAAAGUACGCAUGCUUUAUGACCGUGUCCAGGCCACCGCUCGUUUGGUCUGUCGGGCAAAGGAAGAUCUGGAACGUCCUUUGGAUAUGACACACUCCUACUUGCGUGCCAUGUCGCCCAUUCAUGUCAAAUACCUAGCUAACAUGGGGGUUCGCGCAUCCAUGUCAAUUAGCAUUGACGGGCCGCACGCUCUUUGGGGCUUGAUCUCGUUACAUACGCAUAGUGAGUAUGGCAUGCGAGUCUCCUUCCCGCUCCGAAAAAUGUGCCGCUUAAUUGGCGACACUCUAUCACGAAACAUCGAGCGCCUUUCCUAUGCCUCCCGCUUACAGGCGCGCAAACUCAUCAACACCGUUCCUACGGACGCGAAUCCUUCGGGGUAUAUAAUCGCAUCGUCAGAUGAUUUGCUGAAGUUAUUCAACGCAGACUAUGCCGCUCUGUCUAUCCGAGAAGAGAUCAAAACUCUGGGUGGAUCCACGCGUUCACAGGAAGUUUUGGCUCUGCUGGAAUAUCUUAAAGUCCGCAAGUUCAAUUCCGUCCUUGCUUCUCACAAUGUGAAAAGGGACUUCCCCGAUCUGCAUUUCCAACCUGGAUUCAAAACGAUUUCGGGCAUGCUGUAUGUGCCAUUAUCAACGGACGGUAUGGACUUCAUUGUCUUCUUUCGCCGAGGGCAGCUAACGGAAAUCAAAUGGGGCGGGAAUCCCUACGAGAAGAAGUUCGCCGGGGACCAUUUGGAGCCACGCGGCAGUUUCCAGACUUGGAAAGAAACGGUUUUGGAUCAGUCCCGGGAGUGGACUGAGUCGGAAGUGGAGACAGCAGCAAUUAUGUGCCUCGUGUACGGCAAGUUCAUCAAAGUGUGGCGGCAGAACGAGGCCGCUUUGCAAGAAUCGCAAUUGACGAAGCUGCUAUUGGCCAACUCCGCCCAUGAAGUCCGAACCCCGUUGAAUGCUGUGAUCAAUUACCUGGAAAUCGCCUUGGAGGGCACUCUUGACAACGAGACACGUGACAACCUCACCAAAUCUUAUUCAGCUUCCAAGUCACUCAUCUAUGUUAUCAAUGAUCUUCUUGACCUAACCAAUGCCGAAAAGGGACAGAAUCUGAUCAAGGAUGAAUCAUUUGACCUGCCCUUGACUUUUAGAGAGGCAACUGACCAAUUCCAGUCAGAAACCCGGCGAAAGGACAUUAAUUUCACCGUUUUGCAACACCCGGGGCUUCCGAAGGUUGUAACGGGGGAUCAGAGGCGUGUCAGACAGGCCAUCACGAAUUUGAUCUCUAACGCAGUUCAGCAUACAUCUGCAGGGGAUGUCACUGUGGAGAUAUCUCGUGCGCCCGGACACGCUGAUCCGGGCACUGCUGUGGUACAAAUAGUGGUCCACGACACUGGUUCUGGGAUGUCCCAUGACACACUCGAGACGCUUUUCCAAGAAUUGGAACAAAUUUCUGAAGUGAUCGAUAAUGACGUUUUCGAUCGAGAAGAAGAACCAGAGUCUCUGGAUGCAAUCAUGGAUAAGCAGGAUAAGCAGGAUAAGCAGGUUUUGGGCUUGGGGCUCGCGCUGGUGUCUCGAAUUGUUCGUAACAUGCAUGGCCAACUUAGUGUUCGAUCAGAAGAGGGCAAAGGCAGCCGUUUCCAAAUUUCGCUUCAGUUCACAAUCCCGGAAGGUGCGCCUCCGUCCAGUCGCCGGGAAUCUCACAUACCGAUUUGCACUAUCGAGCCGAAGACGCCGCUACAGUCGAAAGAGGAGUUCAUUCUCGUGGACGGACGGUCUCCUCCCAGUGACAAGAGACGCAGUGACGCCGGUCAGGGGAGCGGGAUAAGUCUGAAGAGCUCGAAAAGUGAUUCUGGAUCGGUCACUAAGAUACCAGAAGACCCAAAAAUAACCGAAAUCAUCCCAAGCAAAGGCCCUGAGGCACAGGAUACACCCGAAAAUGUUUCGCAAAAACAAGAUAACGAUGUUCCGCCCACCGACGAAGCACCAAUCUCCCAAGAACCCGAUACUCAGGAUCCACAGCCCGGUACCGAAGAACCUGGUGAGCCCCCGGUCCCUUCUCAAAUUGCGCCUGAGGAACCAGAUGGACCACCACCAGUCGAGCAAGCCCCAGAAACUCAGCCAAACGAAAAGCCCGCGGAGCCUCCUGCGCCAGACCUGCCAUCUCUCACCAGAACUCUCCGCGUACUUGUUGCGGAGGAUGAUCCGAUCAACGGCAAGAUCCUGCAGAAACGACUCACUAAAAUUGGCCAUACCACGGAAUUGACUAUGAACGGCGAAGAUUGUGCUGCUGCGUAUCGUGCCGAUCCUGCAGCAUAUGACGUCGUCUUGAUGGACAUCCAGAUGCCCAUUGUCGACGGCAUGAAAUCCACUCAAAUGAUUCGCGAGUUUGAAAACGAGUCUUCGGCAGAUAACUUAUCUCCUAUUUCGAACCGGAACGGCGGCCGAAUCCCAAUUUUCGCUGUCUCCGCCUCUCUCCUAGAGAAAGAUUCACAAUCAUAUAUCGACGCCGGCUUUGACGGCUGGAUCAUGAAACCCAUCAACUUCACCCGACUCAACUUCCUGUUGGACGGUCUUCAACUCGACGACGCUCGAAACAGCGCAACCUACCAGCUCGGCUACUGGGAAAACGGCGGCUGGUUUAUGGAACGAGAAACGAAAUAA
Molecule: messenger RNA, 4029 nt
Organism: Aspergillus affinis
Lineage: Eukaryota; Fungi; Ascomycota; Eurotiomycetes; Eurotiales; Aspergillaceae
Gene: fphA
Product: putative sensor histidine kinase/response regulator
Exons: 2
Coding region: 1-4029 (1342 amino acids)
Biological process (GO): phosphorelay signal transduction system; regulation of DNA-templated transcription; detection of visible light
Molecular function (GO): protein binding; phosphorelay sensor kinase activity
Source: RefSeq, a predicted model, not a curated record